GAGAGAGAGAAAAAAAAAUCAGACAGGAAUGCAACACUUGUGGGCAGGCCUACAGUUUCAGGUGGCAUCCCCCUAUCCAGGCAUCGCUCAAAACUCUCGGCCAAUCAGACGCCAGUUGCGGUGUGAAUCUUCCCCCCUCUCUUGAUUCCUCUGUUUUAAAUGUUCCGGGAAGGGGGCUUUGGGGGGUUUACUAUCGCUUAAAAGCUGAUUACAUGCUUACCUCUCAUACCAUACUGACUUAUCUGUAAAGCUAGGAAGAUAACUGACCAUUUUACUGGUGGAUUUGCGCCAAUUUGGGCAGAUAUAGGUAGCCUUGUUGAAAAGGAAAGCGAGGACUGUUACUCGAUUGCUUUUGGAAAGACAGGAGGAUUUAAUUUGCUUGUCAACAUGAAGAUGCAACUGCUAGCUGUUUGUCUUUUAAUGCCAAUUUUGGCAUGUUCUGCCCAGUUUGACUGGCUGCUGAAUUACAGACAACUCAAUGCCGGGGCACCGCAGAGACAGACAGAAUUUGGUUUCAUGAAACCAAGUACCACUCCUAAACCCUUCGGUAUGGUACCAAAGCAACGCAGAGAUGGCAACCUCUUUGGCCUUGGCGCCGCCGCCAAUGACUUUGCCGGGGGCAGCAGUACCGGUAGCUACACGCCCUUGGACACUGCACCCGUGGAAAACCCUGCUUUAGCGGGUACAGGCGACACCUCUGGUAACGGGGGAAGCGAUUGGGGCAUCAACACGGGAGGCGCCGAUUACGGUGGAAACAGCGGCGGCACUGGACAUGGUGGUACUGGCGGUGUAUCGGGCGGCGCCGGUGGAGGAAUGGGCGGUGGUAGCGGUGUUGCUGGUGGCUCCUUUGCUGACGGUGGUAACCCAGGUUACGAUGAUAGCAUGCAGAACCUUGCCAAUGGGGCAUCUGCGGGAAGCAUCGCCGGUAUCGUCAUUGGUGUCAUCAUCCUCUUGAGUGUGUUGGCUGGCGUCUCCUUCUUCGUCAUGAGGCAAGUCCACCGAAAGGUGCAGGCGAACGUGACAUCGACGCGAGCAUAAAAAACUGCACCUUAUAGACUUUACUAAUGCUGCUUUUCCAAUUAUUCAACAUUUGAAACAAGUUGGAAUCUCUUUUAUGCUACUGAUUGACUUGAUUAGAAUAUCCAGCUCUCUGAAUAUCUACGAGAAGAACCAUGUAGCCAUAUAAUAGAAACUGGAAAUUCUUGAAAAUUUCCUCAAUAGUGGCCAGUGACAUAAUAUUGGUAAAUACUUUCAGGAUUGAAAUAUUCAUUUUCCCAUUGACAAAACUGUAUUUCCAAUACAUUUGAGGUCACAAAGAAAAUGUUACUGUCAGGUCUCUAAGCCCAUUCUCUCGAAUUUUGUAAACGGAUUUUUAUUAGAUAUUAAAGGCAUCAUUUAACAAUGUUAAAUCUGAGAUGCACGGCCCUACG
Molecule: messenger RNA, 1430 nt
Organism: Strongylocentrotus purpuratus (purple sea urchin)
Lineage: Eukaryota; Metazoa; Echinodermata; Echinoidea; Camarodonta; Strongylocentrotidae
Product: glycine-rich protein 23
Exons: 2
Coding region: 388-1038 (216 amino acids)
Source: RefSeq, a predicted model, not a curated record